Molecule: messenger RNA, 540 nt
Organism: Vicia faba (fava bean)
Lineage: Eukaryota; Viridiplantae; Streptophyta; Magnoliopsida; Fabales; Fabaceae
Source: the annotation of a GenBank genome assembly
AUGAUUGCACCUGCAGCAACAAGCUUGUUUAAGAUUCUUCUCAAGUAUAGGCCUGAGGACAAAGCAGAAAAGAAGGAUAUGCUUUUGAAAAGGGCUCAGGCAGAGUCUGAGGGUAAAAUAGUUGAGACAAAGAAGCCUAUUAAUGUCAAGUAUGGUCUCAAUCAUGUUACCUACCUCAUUGAGCAGAAUAAAGCCCAGCUUGUUGUGAUUGCUCAUGAUGUUGACCCAAUUGAAUUGGUUGUCUGGCUUCCAGCAUUGUGUAGGAAAAUGGAAAUUCCAUACUGUAUUGUUAAGGGCAAGGCUCGCCUUGGAACUGUUGUCCAUAAGAAAACUGCAGCUGUUUUGUGCUUGACAACUGUUAAAAAUGAAGAUAAAAUGGAGUUUAGCAGGGUCCUUGAAGCAAUCAAGGCAAACUUCAAUGACAAGUAUGAAGAGUACAGGAAGAAGUGGGGUGGUGGAAUCAUGGGUUCCAAAUCCCAAGCCAAAACAAAGGCGAAGGAAAGGCUUAUUGCCAAGGAAGCUGCCCAGAGGACGACUUAG